GGCUUAUUAAGGUGGAUUGGUGGAGUACUCAAUACAAGAACCCGAUGGAGGUGAAGAGUGGAUGAAGGAAAGCUGAUAGAAAAGUUGAAAGCUUAAAAAGGAAAGAAAGCUGAUGGCCGAAAGAAAGAGCUUUUCCUCAUGUUCUAGUGGUGUCUACCUCUCUCAAUAGUCUAUAUCUCCCUCUUCAUCUCUCUCUCUCUCUCUCUCUCCAUUCCCUACCAUUGGUUAUAUUAUUAGUCUGAGACAAACAACGCUAAUAUCAACAGCUGAAUAAAAGAAGGAAGAAAGAAGAAAGUGUGUGAGGAAUCUCUUUGGUGGGAUAUUUGAGGAGAAAACCACAAACCAAAAGUGAAAUUUUUUUCCCAUGUUAGCCAACAAUUCUUCUCCGAGUCUUCCUUCUUCUGAGGCAUUUACUUGCUUAGAAAAUGGGAAUAACAACAGUAAGAGAAAAAGAAGGCCAGCCGGAACACCAGAUCCUGAUGCAGAGGUGGUUUCUCUAUCGCCAAAGACGUUGUUGGAGUCGGACCGCUAUGUUUGCGAGAUCUGCAAUCAGGGAUUUCAGAGAGACCAGAACCUUCAGAUGCACAGGCGUCGGCACAAGGUGCCAUGGAAGCUACUCAAGAGGGAGACGCCAGAGGUUCGAAAGAGAGUAUUUGUUUGCCCAGAACCCAGCUGCUUGCACCAUGACCCUUGCCACGCACUGGGCGAUCUCGUCGGCAUAAAGAAGCAUUUCAGAAGGAAGCACAGCAAUCACAAGCAAUGGGUUUGCGAGAAGUGCUCCAAAGGAUACGCUGUUCAAUCGGAUUAUAAGGCUCACCUUAAGACCUGUGGUACCAGAGGCCAUUCUUGUGAUUGUGGCCGUGUGUUCUCCAGGGUGGAGAGUUUCAUUGAACACCAAGACGCUUGUAAUGCUGGGCGUCUCAGAACUGAGUUGCAGACACUGCAAUCGGCAGCUUGCCUGUCUCGAACAGCUUCAAGCCCGAGCCCAUCAAGUGACACAAAUUUCAGUACAGCUCCUUGGCCUGGAUUGAGAAUGCAAAAGCCGAAGGGACCCGUCUUCUUAUGUCCAGAACGGAAUAAUCCUUCCACUGUGGAACAACGCCACAAUCUGGAACUGCAGCUGUUACCGUCAUCGAAUUAUUUCACAAAUACCUUCGAUACCUCGGUUUCCCCAAAUACAGACGAAAACCAUGCUACCCAGCUGCAGCUCUCAAUUGGGUCAUGUGACCAUGGCGACAAGAUUGAUUCAAACAAUGCCAGUUUGAGAAAAGAUGCAGAUAGAAACUCUCCCAGAGAGAAGACAACCAUUGAAGAACCGGCUUUGGCAGCUUCUAGACUGAAAGAACAGGCAAGGGAGCAGCUAAGGUUGGCCAUGGCAGAAAAGGCCUUUGCUGAAGAGGCAAGACAGCAAGCAAAACGGCAGAUUGAAUUAGCUGAGCAGGAAUUCGCAAAUGCCAAGAGAAUCAGGCAACAAGCACAAGCUGAACUUGAUAAAGCCCAGAUUCUGAGGGAACAUGCAACGAAGCAAAUUAAUUCUACCAUCCUCCAAAUCACCUGCCAUUCCUGCAAACAGCAGUUCCAAGCUUCACCUUUAACGGCACCUCCCGAUGAGAACUCCCUCGUCAUGAGUUACAUGUCUUCAGCUAUCACAGAAGGAGAGGGAGAGAAUGAUAAUAAAACUCAUCAAGCAAAGUUAUCCAAAACGUAGCUCUCUCUAGAUCUCUAUCUCUCACUCACUCACUCACUCUCUCUCUCUCUCUCUCUCUCUCUCUCUCUCUAGACUACCUUUUUCUUCUAUCGACCGGUUACUAAACCAAAUGGGGUGCUGUAAUUAUCGUUGGUGAUGUUGAUUAAGGGGGUGUUUUAACCUCCGACGUUGUGUUGGUUUUGUUAUUUUUUCAUUAUUUCAAGGAAGGGAAAGGAAGCCACCAUGAUGGAUUAGCUUUUUGUUUUUCAGUCAAUUUUCUCAUAAACUGUUUGUAUUUUGGUUAUGAUUACAGAAAAUUUCUCAUGCAGACGUC
This is a messenger RNA of Nelumbo nucifera (sacred lotus), 2021 nucleotides long. RefSeq names its product protein indeterminate-domain 16-like. NCBI's taxonomy places the organism in Eukaryota, Viridiplantae, Streptophyta, Magnoliopsida, Proteales, Nelumbonaceae. Gene Ontology annotation, cellular component: nucleus. The record is from RefSeq and is a predicted model, not a curated record. Gene Ontology annotation, molecular function: DNA-binding transcription factor activity.